Messenger RNA from Clarias gariepinus (North African catfish), 4315 nucleotides. It is a transcript of the gene smarcc1a, whose product is annotated as SWI/SNF related, matrix associated, actin dependent regulator of chromatin, subfamily c, member 1a. Gene Ontology annotation, cellular component: npBAF complex; nBAF complex; SWI/SNF complex. Gene Ontology annotation, biological process: positive regulation of DNA-templated transcription. The record is from RefSeq and is a predicted model, not a curated record. The coding region runs from base 48 to 3395 and encodes 1115 amino acids. The transcript has 28 exons. Lineage: Eukaryota; Metazoa; Chordata; Actinopteri; Siluriformes; Clariidae. Gene Ontology annotation, molecular function: nucleosomal DNA binding; histone binding.
GCAUGGUGAGCUUCAUGGUGUAGCGUCUCGCGCUGUGAGAGGAAACAAUGGCGACUACGGGAACUGCGGCGACUGCGGCGGGCGGCGCGGGCGGAUCAGCGGCCGGUCAGGCGGGACCCGGGGCUUCAGCGGGCAGGAAAAAGGACGGAGGGCCGUCGGCGAAGUUUUGGGAGAGCGCUGAAACGGUUUCUCAACUCGAGACGGUUCGCAACUGGAUCGGAAAACACUACAAAAAGUAUGUCCAGGCCGACUCUCCGUCCUGUAAAUCUUUGGCCGGGCUGGUGGUUCAGCUGCUCCAGUUUCAGGAGGAUGCGUUCGGCCGGAGAGUAAGCAACCCUGCCCUCACCAAACUGCCCGCCAAAAGCUUCUUGGACUUUAAAGCAGGUGGAGCUCUGUGCCACAUCCUCGGGUCUGCGUACAAGUAUAAAAGUGAACAGGGAUGGCGGCGAUUCGAUCUACAGAAUCCAUCCAGGAUGGACAGAAAUGUGGAGAUGUUUAUGAACAUUGAGAAAACUCUUGCACAGAAUAACUGUCUGACUCGACCAAACGUCUACAUCUCAUCCGACAUGGACCCGAAGCAGGCCGGCAAGCUGAAGGACAUCAUCAAGAGACAUCAGGGCUCCAUCACUGAAGACAAAUCCAAAGCCACACACCUCAUCUGUCCAUCUCCAGCUCAGACAGAGGAAGAAGAGUGGCUGCGUCCUGUUAUGCGUAAAGACAAGCAGGUGCUGGUUCACUGGGGGAAUUAUCCAGACAGUUAUGAUACCUGGGUGUCCACCAGUGAUGUGGACGGUGAAAUUGAGGAUCCUCCAAGCUCAGAGAAACCCUGGAGGGUGCAUGCCAAGUGGGUUCUGGACACGGACGCCUUUAACGAGUGGAUGAACGAGGAGGACUAUGAAGUCGACGAGAACAGGAAGCCGGUGAUCUUCCGCCAGCGCAUCUUCCCUAAAGAGGAGGAGUCUUCCCGUACACCUGAUCGUAAGGAGCGAAAGUCUCUGGCUGGAGGGAAGAAGAGGAGGCGCUCCCCGUCCCCCCCGAGCACCCCCGCGGAGUCUCGAAAGAAGGGCAGCAAGAAAGGGAGCGCCGGGAUUCACUGGAAGCGUCGAGGACAUCGCGAUGAUGACGAGCAGGAUGAAGAUCUCACCAAGGACAUGGAGGACCCGUCACCUGUUCCGGGAAUGGAGGAGGUUUCUCUGCCCAAGAACGUUAAUCAGAAGAAGGACAGCGAGAACGCUCCGGUUAAAGGAGGGACCAUGGCUGAUCUGGAUGAACAGGAAGACGCCUCUGUGGGCUCUGCAGGGAAGGACGAUGAGGAGCAGGGUAAAGCCGAGGUGAACCGUCUGAUGGACUCUGGUGAGGAUAACGUGACGGAGCAGACGCACCACAUCAUCAUCCCCAGCUACUCCGCCUGGUUCGACUACAACUCGAUCCAUGAGAUCGAGAGACGGGCCCUGCCCGAGUUCUUUAACGGGAAAAACAAGUCGAAAUCCCCAGAGAUAUAUCUGGCUUAUCGUAACUUCAUGAUCGAUACGUAUCGGCUGAACCCUCAGGAGUACCUCACCUCCACUUCCUGCAGGCGCAACCUCACUGGAGACGUGUGUGCCGUCAUGAGGGUGCACGCGUUCCUGGAGCAGUGGGGUCUCAUUAACUAUCAGGUGGAUGCAGAGAGCAGACCGAUGCCCAUGGGGCCUCCACCCACUCCACACUUUAACGUCCUGGCUGAUACACCGUCAGGCCUCGUCCCUCUACACCAUCGCCCCCCGCAGGUUCCCCCGGCUCAGCAGAUGCUCAACUUUCCAGAGAAAAGCAAAGAUAAAGUGACAGACCUGCAGAACUUUGGCCUCAGGACAGAUAUGUACUCCAAGAAGAUCCCUAAGAGUAAAGGGGGAAGCGGGACGCGAGAGUGGACCGAGCAGGAGACUCUGCUGCUGUUGGAGGCUCUGGAGAUGUACAAGGACGACUGGAACAAGGUGUCCGAGCACGUGGGCAGCCGGACACAGGACGAGUGUAUCCUUCACUUUCUGCGUCUCCCCAUCGAGGACCCGUACCUGGAGAGUUCGGAGGCGUCUCUCGGACCCCUGGCCUAUCAGCCCGUCCCCUUCAGCCAAUCAGGAAACCCCGUCAUGAGCACCGUGGCCUUCCUCGCAUCCGUGGUCGAUCCCAGAGUGGCUGCGGCUGCCGCUAAGGCUGCUCUCGAGGAGUUCUCCCGUGUGAGGGAGGAGGUCCCAGCCGAGCUAGUCGAGGCUCAUGUGAAGAAAGUGCAGGAGGCAGCAAAGAGCACGGGGAAGGUCGACCCCUCUUACGGCCUGGACAGCAGCGGCAUCGCCGGAACGGCACCGGAGGAGCCGGAGAAAUGCGAAACCACAGAAACAGAGAAGAUGGAAACAGAUUCAGAGUCUCAGCAGAGAGAGAAGUCGGAAUCUAAGGACGAGACGGAGAAGACGAGUGAUGCAGCUGAGAAACCAGCAGAAGGAGAGAAGAUAAAGAGCGAGACACCUGAAAAAGCUGAGGGUGAGGAAGAGGAGGGUGACGCAGGAGACACAACUGAAGCGAGCACAGCUGAUGAGAAGGACAAGGAGGAGUCGAUGGAGGUGACGGAGGGAGUGAAGGAGGGAGAGGAGACAUCGACGGAGGAGGGCAAGAAGAAGCUGGAGCUCGAUAUCGGAGAGGGCAACAUCGCCACCGCUGCGGCUGCUGCGCUCGCCUCCGCUGCCACCAAGGCUAAGCACUUGGCCGCAGUGGAGGAGAGGAAGAUCAAGUCUCUGGUGGCUCUGCUGGUGGAGACGCAGAUGAAGAAGCUGGAGAUUAAACUGCGGCACUUCGAGGAGCUGGAGACCAUCAUGGACCGCGAGAAGGAGGCGCUGGAGUUGCAGAGGCAGCAGUUGCUGACGGAGAGACAGGCGUUCCACAUGGAGCAGCUGAAGUACGCAGAGAUGAAAGCUCGCCAGCAGAUGGAGCAGCAGGCGGCGGCAGCGGCGGCCGCGGCUCAGCAUGGACAGCUAGCCCCGCCUCCUCACCACGGAGGUCCACAGUCUGGACAUGGAGCUCCGCCUCCUCCUCACGGUGCCCCACCCCCACCCCAUAUCCCCCCUCCAGGUCUGCACCCUGGGUCUGGAUAUCCUUCACUGCACCACCCCAUGGGGCCCCACCAUCCUCCACAGACAGGGCCGAUGGUUGGACCCGGAGGUCAGCCCAUGCCUGGCCGUAUGAUGCCCGGCGCGCCCCCUGGUGCGAUGCCCGUAGCUCCGCCCGGCGCCAUGCCACCCAUGAUGGGCCCCAGACACCCCGGAGCCCCGAACGGCAUGUAUCCUGGCCCCCCUCCUCCUGCUCCUUCUGCACAGCCUGAUGGGAUGCCCCCGGCGACAUCACUUCCUGUUCGCCCUCCUGAAAAUUAACACUCUCACACACUCGGUUUUUUUCCCACAGCUCCUGAUAUAGACCUGCUCUCACACCUUUACUGACUAUACACACACACACACACGCACACACACUGUUCUCACAUCUCACCUGGCUGUGUGUGUGGUGAUAAUGUGACUGGUGUGUGUGUGUGUGUGUGUGUGUGUGUCUCUCUCUCACACACAGACCUUGCGCUACUGAUACUCACUCAACACUGUUAACUUGUGGCUGGGAAACAGUUUCCACCUCUGCUGCGUGUGUGUGUGUGUGUGUGUGAGACACAUUCAUGUUGAGCUUCCUUUCCUUCUUAUCUCUUAGAAUCUACCUCUGCUGGACCUGUGUGUGUGUGUUUGGCCUUUAGAGCUAGAUAGUUCUGCUUUACUCUACCUCUGUCUCCACUACCUCCUCUGUCUCUCUUCCCCUUCUGCUUUUUUUUUUCUCUGCUUAGUUUCCUGUCUCUCUCUCUCUCUCUCCCUCUCUCUCCCUCUCUCUCUCCCUCUCUCUCUCUCUCUCUCUCUCUCUCUCUCUCUUCCUCUCUCUCUUCCUCUCUCUGCCCGUGUGACUGCUGCAUUACUGCUGUGUGGAGGUUGUUUUUUCAUCCUCCUUUUCCUCAGGUGAUCACAUUUCCGAUGUUGUAUCUCUCUCUUUCUCUCUCACUCACACUCGCUCACACACGCGCACACACACACUUGUGUAGAGCCUCCACACUGUACUGUUCUGUAACACAGGAGCUGUCUCUCUCUCUCUCUCUCUCUCUCUCUGCUUUAUGGCUAUAUAUGAGUUUAAGCUUGAUGAUGAUGAUGUAUUUUUAAGAGAAUAAACUUUGUCUAGACGCCUCUGUUCCUGGCACAUUGAGCUUUUUAACGUGUACGUGGUACUGAAACCCUGAAAUAAACUGCUGUGGCCCUUUUUACAUGCA